Messenger RNA from Podospora pseudocomata, 643 nucleotides. RefSeq names its product TFIIH complex subunit tfb5 (gene TFB5). Gene Ontology annotation, biological process: transcription by RNA polymerase II; nucleotide-excision repair, preincision complex assembly; nucleotide-excision repair. Lineage: Eukaryota; Fungi; Ascomycota; Sordariomycetes; Sordariales; Podosporaceae. The record is from RefSeq and is a predicted model, not a curated record. The transcript is spliced from 2 exons. The coding region runs from base 315 to 554 and encodes 79 amino acids. Gene Ontology annotation, cellular component: transcription factor TFIIH core complex; transcription factor TFIIH holo complex.
UCGUCAUCGUGAUUGUACCGGCAGGCAAAAAGGUGAGCAGCAACGGGCUUUGAUUUGUUGGAGAUGAGGUAGAGAUGAACCGGGGCUUGUAUUUUGGUAGAGUUAGGGCAGAUGAUAUCUCUGUCAGUGUAUUGCUCAUCUGUGAUGGUUCUUAUACAUCAUCAUUUCUGUUCAUGGACCAGUUUCAUCGCUCGCUCAUUCAUUGCUCUCAUCCUCACCUUGAUCUACUAACCACUCAUCAGAAUCAGAACAGUUGACAAUACCUUCAUCCAUCUCACUACCGCCACGCCUCACAUCGACAUCCAACUGCCAAAAUGCCAAGAGCCAUCCGCGGCGUCCUCAUCGAGUGCGAGCCAGCCAUCAAGUCCAUCCUCAUCCACAUCGACAGCACCCAGCUCAACAACGACGCCAUCAUCGAGGACCUUGACGAGACUCAUCUGAUGGUGAAGGAGCAAAUGGUUAAGACCCUGCAGGCCCGGUUAGAUGAGAAACUCAAGGAGACUUACCGUGUUGAGGUGCCUUUGGAUGACAGUGAUGAGGACAAGGGCAUGUAAGAUAUGCCGGACAGGAUAGCUACAUAGCAACUGGCAUAGCACGGAGUUUUGGGGCAACUGAAAUCUUAUUAUUUACAUCCCCCAGAAAA